CUUGACCAUACCGUUAACCUACGCACCCUGCAUCAAACCAUGUCACAAGAAGAGAUCUCUCAGAUCGCCUCCACGACCGACAAGACUCGUCUACAAACCUCCCUCGCGAGGGCAGCCGCACGAAAAGGCCCUUCGAUCGGCCAAUGGCUAGAAUUGCCUGGCUACUCACUCGCAAGGACAGUCGCAGGUCUCGGGGAAGACUGGGUUCUCAUAGAUUGUGAACAUGGCAACAUCGACGACAAAGACAUGUACCUCCAAGUCGCGGCCAUCACAGCGGCCGGGGUGUCGCCCAUCGUGCGCAUUCCCGCCCUCGAUACCUGGAUGAUGAAACGGGCGCUCGAUGCAGGGGCCCAUGGAAUCAUGGUCCCAAUGUGCGAGACCAAGGAACAAGCCGAACUCGUGGUCCGAGGCUGCAAGUACCCUUCCGCGCGAUGGCCGCAAGGGAUAAGGGGCACCGGAGCCAUGUUUGCACCGAACGCCUUCAACCAGAACGGGCGAGAGUAUCUCACUCAUGCCAAUGAUAAUAUCACAAUCAUCGUGCAGAUCGAGACGCGCCAGGCGGUCGAGAAUUGCGAGGCUAUCGCAUCCGUCGAGGGCAUUGAUAUGCUCUUUGUCGGCCCAAACGACUUGGCCUCGUCAAUGGGGUACUUUGCUUUUGAUCAUGCAACGAUACCCGAGGUGCAAGAAGCGAUAAUCAAGGUGUUGCGAGCGACUAAAGCAGCUGGAAAGUACGCGGGGCAUUUUGCUUUGUCUGCUGAAGCAGCGGCCGAAAAGUACAUACAAGGGUUUGACUUUGUCAACUCUGGAGCAGACAUCGUCGCUCUUACUUCGUGGAUGUCUUCCGAGAUGAACAGAUUGAAGAAGCUGAUUGAGGGAAGCGAGUCUAAGCCUCGGGGCCCUACGGCAGGCCUGGCAUUCGUCUUCGAAGCACCUCCGCGCCAUGAUCUCCUCGGGAUGAGGUCGCGCUCACUAACUCCUUUGGCUGUCAUUCCGAUGAGCGAUGGCGCUGGUUAG
This is a messenger RNA of Aspergillus aculeatus ATCC 16872, 1014 nucleotides long. Its product is annotated as HpcH/HpaI aldolase family protein. The coding region runs from base 40 to 1014 and encodes 324 amino acids. The transcript is spliced from 6 exons. Gene Ontology annotation, cellular component: cytoplasm. The record is from RefSeq and is a predicted model, not a curated record. Gene Ontology annotation, molecular function: aldehyde-lyase activity. NCBI's taxonomy places the organism in Eukaryota, Fungi, Ascomycota, Eurotiomycetes, Eurotiales, Aspergillaceae.